AUGUCGAUCCUCAAGGUGGUUGAGGACAGGCCGACGCCAAAGUCUGUCUACAAUUGGAGGAUAUACCUUCUGGCAGCCGUUGCCUCGUUCACAUCGUGCAUGAUUGGAUAUGACAGUGCCUUCAUUGGUACUACGCUGGCACUCGACUCUUUCAAAAAGGAGUUCCAUUUCGAUACCAUGUCCUCUUCAAGCCAGAACUUGAUCAACUCCAACAUCGUCUCAUUGUAUCAAGCAGGCGCCUUUUUCGGCGCUUUGUUUGCCUAUCCGGUCGGCCACUUUUGGGGCCGACGAAUUGGUCUGCUUACUUCCGCGGUGGUAUUUUUGCUUGGUGCUGGCAUCAUGCUCGGCGCGAAUGGUUCCCGCGGUAUAGGGUUGAUCUACGCGGGACGAGUCCUGGCCGGCGUGGGAGUUGGUGCUGGUUCAAAUAUCACGCCCAUUUACAUCUCCGAACUGGCACCUCCAGCAAUUCGUGGCCGCCUGGUUGGUGUGUACGAGUUAGGCUGGCAGUUGGGCGGACUGGUUGGGUUCUGGAUCAACUAUGGUGUCUCGGAAACUUUACCAGCUACCCAUGAGCAGUGGAUCAUUCCAUUUGCUGUGCAACUCAUCCCUGCAGGCCUCCUCCUGAUAGGCGCAGUGUUUCUCCGCGAGUCGCCUCGCUGGCUCUUCUCGCGUGGUCAUCGUGACAAGGCCAUUGCGAAUCUUUGCUGGAUUCGCCAAUUGGCCGAGAAUGACAUUUACGUCCUUGAAGAAAUUGCUGCAAUCGAUCAAGCCCUGGAGGAGCAGCGGUCGACGAUCGGCACUGGCUUCUGGAAGCCUUUCAAAGCCGCAGGUACCAAUAAACGUGUCAUGUGGCGCCUGUUCUUGGGUAGUAUGCUGUUCUUCUGGCAAAAUGGCUCCGGGAUCAAUGCGAUCAAUUACUAUUCCGUCACUGUCUUCAAGAGUAUUGGUAUCACUGGUACCAAUACCGGCCUUCUGACUACCGGUAUCUUCGGUGUCGUCAAAACCGUCUUUACCUUCGUCUGGCUGCUUUAUCUGAUUGAUCGUGUUGGUCGUCGUAACCUUCUUCUGAUUGGUGCCGCUGGUGGCUCUGUCUGCUUGUGGAUUGUCGGUGCCUACAUCAAGAUCGCCCAGCCGGUCGAGCAUCCAAAGGACCACUUGGAAAGUGGUGGUAUUGCGGCGGUUUUCUUCUUCUAUCUUUGGACAGUAUUUUAUACUCCGACCUGGAAUGGUACCCCAUGGGUUCUCAAUUCGGAAAUGUUCGAUUCCAACAUGCGGUCACUGGCUCAAGCCUUUGCCGCUGCUUCCAAUUGGUUGUGGAAUUUCCUCGUCUCGCGCUUCACUCCGCAAAUGUUUGCAACGAUGGACUACGGAGUGUACUUCUUCUUCGCCUCGCUGAUGAUCUGCUCCAUCUUCUUCGUGUUCUUCCUUAUUCCUGAAACCAAAGGUAUCCCCCUCGAAAGCAUGGAUCGCUUGUUCGCCACCAAACCGAUCUGGCGAGCGCACGCUCAUGUGGUUGCCACUUUGCGCGAGGAUGAGGAGCAAUUCCGCCAGGACGUCAUGGAGUCCAACCUUGCGGAGAGGAAGCUUGGUCUUGAACAGAUUGAGGAUACUGCUGUUCAGCAGCCGAAAAGUUCUUGA
Molecule: messenger RNA, 1638 nt
Organism: Penicillium diatomitis
Lineage: Eukaryota; Fungi; Ascomycota; Eurotiomycetes; Eurotiales; Aspergillaceae
Product: sugar porter family MFS transporter
Exons: 4
Coding region: 1-1638 (545 amino acids)
Biological process (GO): transmembrane transport; carbohydrate transport
Cellular component (GO): membrane
Molecular function (GO): carbohydrate:proton symporter activity
Source: RefSeq, a predicted model, not a curated record